GGCAGCCAUCUAUUUACCAGUGUUAAAUUUGUUAAACUAUAAAACAACACAAAGGUGAACUACACCCCCAUAAACAUAUUUAAGCGAGAAAAAGAUAGACUGUAAAAAUAAACCAGUUUGCAAACGUAAAAGGCUUUCAAAACAAUCGGUUAUCUAAUACAUUCUAUCAAUGGAUAUCUUCAAAAUAUAAAUAGAAACGUUUAGCCUAUCAGAAUAAGAGUUUGAAAGGAAUGUUAGGUGGUAAAUCUACUUACUUUUACAAUCUCAUUCGACCGUUGUUUAUAAGAGAAACAAAUGUUGACUUGCUUAAAACGCUCGGUGAAUACUCGGACAUAAUAUUAGUAUAUGCACUCCUAAUAAUGUUAAUUAGCAACAUUUUUAUAGAUGCAAUAAAAUGCGUUUAGACAUUCGACUUUUUUCAGACAUUUGAUAAUAUUUUAACCUGACAAUAUGAAAUGUGUAGUGUUGCUCGCGUGCAUUAUCUGUAUAGUUGAUUCAACAUCUCUUUCAUGUGGACCUGAUGGAUUAUGUCAGUGUAAAAAUAUAAAUGUUAUGGAUUGUUCCGAAAAUAGUCAUUUAUCAUUACGGAAGGUAUGUGACUUCGUGAAUAACAAUAAAGAUGUCAACAUUACUAUUUUGCACCUUGAACAAAAUAGAUACAAAUAUAUUCGGACAGAAGACAUUAAAGGAUGUAAGUCACUGAAAAGUCUUUAUCUUAGAGGAAACGAAAUAAGCUAUGUUGAAGAUGUUUCUCUGAUAAAGUUUGAUAAUCUAAAGACGCUUGAUAUGAGCUUUAACCAGCUUGAUGUUUAUAACAAAAGAGGGACACUAGCAUUUAAACUUCCGCAGUCUUUAAAACGGCUUGUGCUGAACAGAAAUCUAAAUGUUUCGAACUAUGAUGGUGCUUUGUAUCCGGACCUGUCGAAUCUAACUAAUAUUGAACAUAUCGUUCUUGAUGGACUGAAAGACACAAACUUUCCUGUAUCUUACAGCAAAAUUCAAUCAUUGCGUAGUGUAUCGUUGUCAGGUUUGGAUGGAAAUUGUAGUAUUCCUUAUGUUUCAAAUGACACAUUUCAAUAUCUCACUCAUAUAAGAGCAUUGAAUUUGUCGUAUUGUGAUAUACAAAAUUUAACAGCUGGAUCAUUUAAAAAACUUCAGAAUUUAGAAGUUUUAGAUUUGUCUGAAAACAUGAAUCUUGGAUUUGGUAAUGCAAUGAAUGCAACAUACGGUUUACAGUUCACAAAGAUCAAAUCGUUGAAUGUUUCUAAACUCUAUCCAACAUUCGGUCUUGGAACUCAAAUAAAGUUACAAGAUAUGUGUUAUCUUUGGAAAACGAACUUAACUGAACUUGUUUUAAAUGAUAAUAGAAUUCAAUUAAUAGACACAAAUGUUUUAAUAUUGGCGCCAAACACUUUGAAAAUAGUACGAGCAGAAGGCAACAAGUUUACUUUUGGGCCAUAUUUAUACCAACUAGGGUGUUUGUCAAGUUUAGAAGAAUUCUAUGGGAAUUUCCAAAAUCUUGCACGUGAUCCACGCUUGUAUAUGAAAGAGCCGCCUAAUACAGAUGAUUCCGGACUGAUACCUACGAACUUAAAUUGUCCAUAUGCUGCGCCAAAUGUAUUGAAAAAUAUAAGUGAAAUGAAAAACAAUAAAACGUGUCCGUAUUUGAAGGACAAUAAUAUAAACAUGACCGAAAGAUUACCCACAUUUCCAAUGGGAAUGAAAAGACUGGAAUUUUCUAAUUGUGGCAUACAGUACAAUUUAUCUAGUUUGUUAGUACCUCCAAUUCCCGAUAAAAUGGAAUAUCUUGAUGGCUCAGGUAACAUUUUAUACUCCUGGAUUGGGCCUCUUGGCCCUUUUCCAAAUGUUAAAUAUCUUAACCUAUCUCGCAAUUAUUGUUCGCAGAUUGGACUGAAAUUCUUUGAAAGCUUCCAAAAUCUUGAAGAUCUUCAGAUUCAAGAGAACUUCCUAGGUUUAGUUCUUUCAAAUAAGUAUUAUGGACCAAGUGUAUUUGAAAAGUUAACGAAGUUAAAAGUUAUGAAUUUAUCAUCAAACAUUAUAUCCUAUCUACAUCCUGCUGCAUUUUCAAACAUGUCACAUCUGACGACAUUAGACUUAAGUCUGAACAACAUUGAGUCGUUGGAUAUUGACGUUGGUUCCUUAAAUAAUUUAACGAAUUUGAACUUAAAAUUUAAUUUUAUCCACACGAUCCCGUCUCAUCUCAGGGAGAAGCUGGAACUUAAUUCUAAACGUCUCAACAAGAACUUCACGGUUGAUCUCAGUAACAAUACUUUGUCAAUAAGUUGUGAUGAAAAGGACUUUUUGGAAUGGAUGGUUAAACAUAGAAAGAAUAUGCUUAAUUUCGAUCAUUACACUUUCCACAACAUGUCUGGUCAACGUGUGAGUGUGGAAAUGUUUGUAAAAGAUGUAAUGGAACUUGAUAAGGAUUGUGGUUCAUACAGUAUAAUAAUUGUAGCUUGCUCUAUAGGUAUAUCCGUAUUUCUGUCAAUUGUUAUUGGUGGUGUAGUAUACAAGAAUAGGUGGAACUUACGUUAUCUUAUGCGCAUAACUAAGAUCAAGCAUUUUGGUUAUAUCAGACUACAUCAAUACUUUAACGAACCAGAAAGGUUCGUGUAUGAUGCUUUUAUUUCAUAUGCAAAUGAAGAUGUACGUUUUAUCCUUGACGUAAUGAUGCCAAAACUAGAAGGACAAGGCUUAAAAUUGUGUUUGCAUGAUAAAGACUUUUUACCAGGUAACAAUAUUGCUGACAAUAUUCUACAAGCCAUCGGAAAUAGCAGAAAAACCGUUGCUGUUAUAUCUGAGCAGUUUCUAAAAAGCGAAUGGUGUUUGUUUGAGUUCAAUAUGGCAAGAAUGGAAAGCAUUUACUCUCGUGGGGGUAAUAGUUGUCUUAUAAUUGUUAUAUUAGAAGACGUUCCAACGCGAAAUAUGUCCAAUGAAAUGUUGGACUGGAUGAGAACCAAUACAUACAUAGAGUACACAAGAGAGGAAAAUGGUGAACUACUGUUUUGGGAUAAUUUCCUGCAAGCUUUAAAUGAAUGAAACAUCAUAAAAUGAAUUCGCCCAUUUCUGUAUACCGGUUGUAAACUUUUUGCGAAUUAACAUGCUUUAAGAAGAGGUAACUAAAAGAAAUAUAGUACUCAAAUUUAAUGCAAGCGCAAGCCAAUUGUCAUUUCCGGAGUAAAAUGUAUAUCCGUGUUACUGGUAUUUUUAUUUGUAAUGUACCCUUCACCAGUUCUCAUCAUAACUGUAUAUUCUAAAUGUAUUCAUCACAUGAUUAUUUUCUAUGUAAUUGUCUAGUGUUAUUUGCAUGUUUGGUAAUAGAUAUCGAAAAUUGGUAUAUUAAUCUAUAUGUAUUUACAAAUAUCGUGUAUCAAGUUUUUUUCGCGUAUGGCAAAUUUUGCGAUAUUGGCAGUAAUCUCAUUUUAGAGAAUCUGAUUUUAGCGAUUUUGUUGUACAUGUUUCUUGUUCUGCAUUUAUCUGCUGAAUAUAAAACUUGAAUAUCGAAAAUUGAUAUUUGAUACAUUGAUAUCUCGGUAUCACAAUAUAAAAUGAAUAUGACUAAACUGGGUAGCAAAUUUAAAGUAAAAAUCAAGUACCAAAAUCAUACGUAAUUAAAUUAGGUAUUAAAAUUAAUGAAAUUUUAGCGCGAUAUUAAUAACACUCGAAUAUAGCUAAAAUUAAAUACUUGUAAAAAACGCGGUAAACUGUAAUAUAUAAUUCCUAUAUCAUCAUUAUGUUUAAUA
Ruditapes philippinarum (Manila clam) is the source of this 3764-nucleotide messenger RNA. Its product is annotated as toll-like receptor 4. NCBI's taxonomy places the organism in Eukaryota, Metazoa, Mollusca, Bivalvia, Venerida, Veneridae. Gene Ontology annotation, molecular function: protein binding; transmembrane signaling receptor activity. The record is from RefSeq and is a predicted model, not a curated record. Gene Ontology annotation, cellular component: membrane. The transcript has a single exon. Gene Ontology annotation, biological process: immune response; toll-like receptor signaling pathway. Bases 451 to 3060 code for a protein of 869 amino acids.